Molecule: messenger RNA, 1438 nt
Organism: Cicer arietinum (chickpea)
Lineage: Eukaryota; Viridiplantae; Streptophyta; Magnoliopsida; Fabales; Fabaceae
Biological process (GO): regulation of DNA-templated transcription
Cellular component (GO): nucleus
Source: RefSeq, a predicted model, not a curated record
CCCCCAUUAGUCUCCGCCACUUCCAAAUUCCAAACCAAAACCACUCGACCGUUGCAGACUCACUCACUCACUCACUUCACUUCAAACAUCAAAAUCAAAUAAGCUUCUAUCAUAUAAAUGCCCUCUCCCAAAAAGCGUAUUCCAACACUCAUCGAAAAUCCUCAAACCAUGUCCGAAAUGAAACAUCAUCAGCACAAAAUGUCUCAAUACGAAAUCUCCAGAGAAGAAAGAAUCCGCGAAAAUCGCGAAAGAAUGGGGAAGUUGGGCAUUUUCGACAUUUCACUUUCCCUCAAGCUCAAACCCAAAACAACACCUUCACGUCGAAAUCAAUCUAACCCCAAAUCACCUCUUUCGCUUAACCCUUCUGGCCCCACUCGCCGCUCUUCAAGGUUGCAGAAUGUUGCUCCUAUUAGUUACUCUGAAGCGCCAUUGAAGAAAGUUGGGCGUGAGAAAAAUAAUAAGGUUGUGAUAAGGGAAGGUUCGGAGCCUGAGAUUUAUACUGAAAAACAUGAGAAGCUUUUGGGGAACACUGAGAAAACUUGGGAGCUUUUUGUGGAUGGUGUUGGAAAAGAUGGGAAACGGAUUUAUGAUUCUGUUCAAGGGAAAACUUGUCAUCAGUGUAGGCAAAAAACUCUUGGUUAUCGGACACGCUGUUGUGAAUGCAACAUGGUCCAGGGGCAGUUUUGUGGAGAUUGCUUGUACAUUAGAUAUGGGGAGCAUGUACUAGAAGCCUUGGCGGAUCCAAAUUGGAUAUGCCCAGUUUGUCGUGGAAUUUGCAAUUGUAGCUUAUGUCGUCAAGCAAAAGGAUGGGCACCUACUGGAGCUCUAUAUAAAAAGGUAUCGCGGUUGGGCUACAAAUCAGUCGCUCACUACCUCAUUCAAACUCGGCGCUCCGAUACAAAUGUUGAGAAAAAUGAAGAUGAUGCUUCCAAUACAGAUGUUGAGAAAAAUGACGAUGCUUCCAACCCUGUUUCUGCUAAAAGGUCACUACCUUUCUUGGAUGCCGGUGACAAUAAGUCUCAGGAGGUCAUUGAGUAUAAGAUUGGAUCAAUGCAGCCUCCAGCUGAAACUGAAACUAAUGUUGACGAGGUUGCAACAAAGAGAUCGCUGUGUUUUGCUGAUGAGCAAGAUCAACUUAAAAAAGUCGAUGGCUCAGAUUCAGUUAAGACGCUUGCUUCUUCCACUAAACCAAGUCCAGACAGCAUUGCUGGAAGACUUAGGUCUAGAAUCAAAAAACAAUGAUGAGGAUAAUUUCUUCAAUUUAACCUAGGGUAUGUUGAACAGAACACUAUGUUUUGAAAUUAUCAAACUUGAUAAUUUGGUACUAAAUCCUCUUUUGCCAUAGUGCUACAGUAUUAGUAAUAUCAGUACGUGAAACACUACAAGUGUCACUUUGUUUUUGAACAUCAGUUAUCCAUGCAUGGUCAUAAUUUGAUUU